Perkinsus marinus ATCC 50983 is the source of this 210-nucleotide messenger RNA. RefSeq lists its product as hypothetical. The annotation marks the transcript as partial. The record is from RefSeq and is a predicted model, not a curated record. Lineage: Eukaryota; Perkinsozoa; Perkinsida; Perkinsidae. The transcript has a single exon.
AUGAAGGUCGUUUUCACCAUCGCUGCUCUGUCCGUGGCCGUCGCCGAGUAUUGUCAGGAUAUUUGUGAUGGUUAUUCUCCCUGUGCUGACUCGAAGUAUGGCUCCUACUGCAAGGGCAACGGUGUCUGCUUCGGUCUCUACCAUAAGGAUGAUGGUUACUGCUUCCAGCCGACCGAACAGGACACCUGUGAUGACUACACGUUGGAGCCG